This is a messenger RNA of Apis mellifera (honey bee), 2452 nucleotides long. RefSeq lists its product as uncharacterized. NCBI's taxonomy places the organism in Eukaryota, Metazoa, Arthropoda, Insecta, Hymenoptera, Apidae. The record is from RefSeq and is a predicted model, not a curated record. The transcript is spliced from 2 exons. Bases 331 to 1563 code for a protein of 410 amino acids.
AUCAUUAUCACGAUGAAGAAAGAUGAUAAGUGAAACCACAAUACAAUCUACGCUAAUAUAACUUCCUUAUCAGAAUCGUAUUGGUUUGAAUAGUUGAAAUAUAUAUCAAUUGGAUUAUCUAAUAGUACGCAUUGAUAAUCCCAAAAUUGAUAAGAACGUUAAUCUUGAGGUCUCUUGUCAGUAAUCUGAUCUUAUAAAUUCAAUCAAUAUUUAAGACGACUAUUAGUAGUUCUUUGGAUUCUUCGUUAUUUGUGAUUGAUUUAUAAAAAAUAUUUUGUGAGCGAUUUCUAUAAAUAUUUGACAUAACACGUACUAUUCUCUCUUACAAUCAUGGAUAGUAGUGCAUUUGAAAUGAAACAAGUUGUACUCCGCGAUCUUGAGUCCGUUUUAAAAAUCGAAGAUCAAAUGAUUGUGGAAAAUUAUACCACUAAAUCGUUACUACCUCCUGGUGAAAAUUAUGGAAGUACAAUUUUCAGCGUUCAUGUUGAGUUGAAGAACAAAAUUACAGAAAAGAAGGAAGAUCUUCAUGUUAUUGCGAAGAUGUGCCCACCAACUGAAUAUCAAAAAGAACUUUUUAAUAGUUCUCGCACAUUCAUAAAAGAAAUUUUUAUGUAUGAGACCAUUAUGCCGGCUUAUAAUAAAUUAGAAUUAGAAUGCGGAUUGAGAAAAAAUGAAGUAUUUGAACUUUUGCCGAAAUUUUAUGGAGCUAGAUUGUCUUUACAACCAGAUGGAGAAUUUGAUGAAGACGCCGUUCUUCUUAUGGAGAAUUUAAAAAUUAAGGGUUAUUAUAGUGCUGACAGGGCUACAGGUUAUGACUUAGAUCAUGCGGGGGAAGCGGUAAAAGCUAUGGCCAGAUUCCAUAGUUUGGGAAUAGCGAUGAAACAAAAAAGGCCGGGAAUAUUUGAGAUGUUCAAAAUGUAUGCGAAACCUUUACAACAUGUACAAAACACUUCGAAAGAGAUGUUUGGAUUAAUACUCGAACAGAUAAAAAAAGAUCCAGAAAUAAGUCCUCAUUUCGAUAAAUGUAAUAAAAUUUUAUCAGAAUUGAAAUUGGAGGAACUGUGGGCAGAUUCGUAUCGAGAACCAUGGAUAUCUAUUAUUCACUGCGAUUUCUGGGUGAACAAUGUGAUGUUUCAUUGUAACGAUAAAGGGAAGAUAGACAAUGUGAAAUUCGUUGAUUUUCAAAUAUAUCUUUACGGAAGCCCUGUGCGCGAUCUGCUUUUUUUCCUUUAUUCCAGUGUGAAACUCGAAGUAACGGAAGACGAAAUAGACGCUCUGAUAGAUUUGUAUUACGAAACUGUAAUAGAUACGUUAAAUAAAAUGGGAUGUGACACGAGCAAAUUUAACAGGGAAGGAUAUAAAGAGAAAUUGGCUGAGGAUGCCGUACGUGAGUUUAGCCAUAUAAGCUUUAUGAUAAAGAUGCUCACGUUGGAUACGAAGGAAAUCGACAAUUUUGAUGUAAAUAAAAUGCAGGAUGUAUUGGUUCGGCAUACUGGGAAUGAAUUAUUUAAUAAACGAUUACGGAAACUGGUACUAUGUUUUGUACAACGUAAUUGGAUAUAGAUAAAUUAAAUAAUGAAGAAAAAUUAUAUCUUUCAUAAAGUUAAAAGUAUUAGUUUUUAUAUGAUCAUAAUAUGUCAUUUCCUUUUUGAAACAAGCAUGAUUGUUCUAUAUUGCUAUUCUAGUUAAUCACGGAAAUGUUAUUUUGAUCGAUAUAUGUAAUUGAUUUCAUAUCUGAAUCUAAUCAAAAAGAUAUAAUCAGUUUAAUUAAUAUCAUGUGAACAUAACAUAAAUCAAUCAUAUUUUACAGCAAAAAGAUAUCGAGUUUAAAUAAUUAAUUAUAUAAAAUAAAAACAAAUUUGGUCAAAAUGAUAAUAAUCAUGACAAAUAGUCAUUUCAUUUCUAAACAAGCAAUUUUUGUUGUAUAUACAUUUUUUUAUGUAUAUAACUUUUGUAUGUUAUAUUCAGAUGUAUAUACAUGUAUAGGUUAUCAUAAAUGAUAACAUUGUUUAUUACGAUAUCGCUGUGAUUUCAACUCUAUAAAAGAAUUAUAUAUAGAAUUUGAUCGAUAUGAAUAAAUUCUUAUCUAUAAAUUAUAUAAAUCAAUAAAAUUGUAUAAGAAAGUUUUCUUAAAAAUUUAUAUUUUCAAAAAAUCAUAUGAAUUGUAUUUAGAUGUUAGAUAACAAAAUUGUCAUUUUAAUUUCCACGAGUCAGAUAUUUUAAUAUCUUUUAAUUGUAUAGCUCAAUAUUUGAUGAAUUGUUCGUUUAGAUUGUUAUAUUGUCCGUUUGACUUUCAUGAGUCAGAGAGUUUAAUGAAUCUUAAUAAAAUAAUAAUAUUAAUGAAUUGUAUAAUAAGGAAGACAAAUAUUUCCUAUUAGGAUAUAUAGAAUUAUUAUGUAAUAAAAUAAAAAUCAAAUAUUGAAAUGAAUUAAAAAUCUUUUUUUAAGUAUAA